GGUGUUCACUAUAUUAUUCUGAAAAAUUAUUAUAAUUCGUUCUGAAUCCAGAAUAAUCAAUAGCAUCAAAGCUCAAUAAGAAUCAAUGGUGGCCGUAGCAUACACAGGUUCAACGAUCCAUCCAGUAGCCAACCAAAGAAUAAAUUCGACGGAGGAAAGGCAACGAACACCUUUACUGGACAACCCCCAGGAAACAGAAAGGGAAAUGGUAGCUUCGUCUUCGUCUAAACUUUUGGCCGCGGCAGCUGAGAAGUUGGUUUCGGCGGCUCGGCGCCAAGCCCUGACUCUAACAGACGCCGCUGCCGCCAGAAUACGGCACCUUCUCCAGCAGCGACAGCGUCCUUUUCUUCGGCUCGGCGUCAAGGCGCGAGGCUGCAACGGCUUGUCCUACACCCUCAACUAUUCAGAUGAGAAGGGGAAAUUUGAUGAGAUGGUUGAAGACAAGGGUGUGAAGAUAUUGAUCGAUCCAAAGGCCUUAAUGCAUGUGAUUGGGACCAAGAUGGACUUCAUUGAUGACAAACUCAGAUGAAUCCAUGCGUAAUUGCAACCUGUAACAAUGAUGAAUCCACUACACCUGGACAUUUGAUGUCUUCUUUGCCUUGCAUCACGGAGGGAUAAUGCUUAUUCCAAAGAACCUUGAGGUUGUUGUGUUCCCACACGCUUCAUUUUCCUGACUUUGAUGCAUGUAUUAUAGAUUUUUGUGUUGCUGACUACGUGAGCAAGAAAUUUGAGGUCGUAGUUUCUCAAGAAAAAGAAACAUUAGGUUAUGUAUUUCCAUCAUGCUUGGGGUUCCACUUGCAAAAUACAACAUAGAUUGAUUGUGUUACCAUGCUUUUAACUUAGUACAGGAUUAUUAACCCGCAUUACAGGUGAAUUAAGCACUAUGAUAGUGAAUCCCUCUCCAUGAGAAUAGGCAAGAAUUUCCUAACCAACAGGCCAAGACACCGGUUCCGAACUUCUAAUGGGAUUUAAUUUUUAUACAGACAUCCGGUAUAUUCCCAAUAAUGAAUUUAAUGCUUCUUAUUAACAUGAUUUCCAAGUAUCAGGGAAACUAGCCUUUGGCAUCUCAACCUUAUGUUUGAGAAUGCGUGUCUUUAAGUGAGCAAUUUUUCCUAGGAUCAAAGAGCUGAUUUUAUUUUCACGGUUCUCCUUUCCUUUGUG
This is a messenger RNA of Carica papaya (papaya), 1161 nucleotides long. NCBI's taxonomy places the organism in Eukaryota, Viridiplantae, Streptophyta, Magnoliopsida, Brassicales, Caricaceae. The record is from RefSeq and is a predicted model, not a curated record.